CGGAGCGUCUCUAACGGGACAUUUGACACCUGAGCGGACGCGCUGAAGUCGGAACCUCCUUUUCCUCCUCCUUCCCCCUCGUGAUGGAGCCGCCUCAGCUCCGCCGCCGGGCCUGAAGCCGCGCGCCGCUCGGUGUCCACCGGCCCGGUCAGUGUGAUCGUGUCCUCGCCGUCCUCUUCGUCCUCUUCGUCUUCCAGCAGGCCGCCGUCUCCUCCGUGACUCUCUGUUCCCAUGCGAUUCUUCAGACUCACAUUCAAGUGUUUCGUGGAUUGUUUUUGAAGGUCGCUGUUCGAGUGUCGGUCUAAUUCCCUUUAUUUUUUAUUUUCACAUUUUUCACUUUAUGAUUUUUCUCUCUUCUUUUCGAUUCGAGAAAGAAAUGUCUCUGGAUUAUUACUAGACAUUUUCAAUCUGUGUCAUAUUUUAAUACAUGAAUUAGUUCGUCCGGAUAAAAUUGGAGAAAUAAUAUAGACAACUGAUUCUGGAUCAUCCGGCUCCGGCUGAUGUGAUCCGCGAUCCACCCGCAGCUCUCUGAGAACAAUAAUAAUAAUCACAUUUAUUAUUACUGAACACGAAGCGGACCGAGAGCUGCCAGCCGCAGAGACCUUAAAGCGGACCGUACGGGACCUGCCGGACCUGCGCCUGACUGACUCAUCUGUUUCUCACUGGUUUCUGACUGGUUUUGAACUGGUGUCUGACUGGCAGGUGAGGAAGACACAGAUUACAGGGAACCUGAAAACAGUUUGAAGAGACAGAAAGCUGCAGGUUUAAAGGGAAGAGACUGGGCUGAGUGGCUCUCUGACUGGUUUGGAACUGGUUUUCACUGUCUGGUUCUGGGAAUCUCAGAACAGGAGACUUUAAAAGAACUUAAAACUAAAAUUAAGGGGAGACUGGGAUCACUUCUGCCUCCAGUGUGAACUGCUCCUUUACUGACUGAUUCUGUACUGGUUUUGAGGAAACUGGGAAGAAGUGAGUGAUCAGAUCAGUUUAACAAGAGAAACAGGACAAAAACCUGCAGGAAUUCAAGGGAAGUGGAGAAAUUUGGAACUACAGCAUCUUCCUGACUGGUUGGAACUGGUGUCUAACUGGUUACUGGUUUGAGUCUGACUGUGGGAAAAGACCAGAGGACAGAAAUAAGAGGUUGACUGGUUCCUGACUGGUUUGUGGAUGUCAGUGAUGGAGAAGCAGGCCCUGCCAGCCUCCUCCUGCUCUCUGGUUCUCCUGGAGGAGACCAAGAAGAACCCCCUCCUCCUGUCUAACGGCGGCGGCGGUUACCCCCCUGCAGCCGCCAACGGCAGCCUCGUCCCAGCCUCUGUGGCGGGGUCCGGCGGCGGGGUGGUGGGAGGUGCCUGUGCUGGACCGGACAAGAAAGUGGGCGUGGUGACAGGGGCGGGGCCAGGAUACCAGGAACGGGAAACAUGGACGCGGCAGAUGGACUUCAUCAUGUCCUGCGUGGGCUUCGCUGUCGGACUCGGCAACGUGUGGAGGUUCCCCUACCUGUGCUACAAGAACGGAGGAGGUGUCUUCCUGAUCCCCUACCUGCUGAUCGUCUUUGUCGGAGGAAUCCCGAUCUUCUUCCUGGAGAUCGCUCUCGGACAGUUCAUGAAGGCCGGCAGCAUCAAUGUCUGGAACAUCGCUCCUCUAUUUAAAGGCCUGGGUUAUGCCUCCAUGGUGAUCGUGUUUUUCUGCAACACCUACUACAUCAUGGUGCUGGCCUGGGGCUUCUACUACCUGAUCAAGUCCUUUAACAGCGUCCUGCCCUGGUCCACCUGUGAUAACGAAUGGAACACGCCCAGCUGCAUCGAGAUCUUUCGUCACCAGGACUGUGCUAACGGCAGCCUCGCUAACGCUACCAUCAGCGGCAAUAUGACCUGCGCCGAACUGGCUAACGCGCGAUCACCCAUCAUCGAGUUCUGGGAGAACAAGGUGUUGAACAUCUCUUCUGGUCUGGAUGAAGUCGGACAGUUUAACUGGGAGCUCAUGUUGUGUCUGAUGGCCGUCUGGGUUUUGGUUUACUUCUGUGUCUGGAAGGGAGUCAAAUCCACCGGGAAGAUUGUGUACUUCACAGCCACCUUCCCCUACGUGGUCCUCAUCAUCCUGCUGGUCAGAGGAGUCACACUUCCUGGAGCCUACGACGGCAUCAUGUACUACAUCAAACCUGAUUGGUCCAAACUGGAGGAGGCUCAGGUGUGGAUUGACGCUGGAACGCAGAUCUUCUUCUCCUACGCCAUCGGGCUGGGAGCUCUGACCGCUCUGGGCAGCUACAACCGCUUCAACAACGACUGCUACAAAGAUGCCUUCGUCUUGGCUCUAAUCAACAGUGGAACCAGUUUCUUUGCUGGUUUCGUUGUGUUUUCUAUUCUGGGCUUCAUGGCUGCUGAGCAGGGAGUCGACAUCUCGCAGGUCGCUGAAUCAGGUCCAGGUCUGGCCUUCAUUGCAUAUCCAAAAGCAGUUAGUCUGAUGCCGGUUGCUCCUCUUUGGGCGGCGCUCUUCUUCUUCAUGCUUCUGCUGCUGGGAUUGGACAGUCAGUUUGUUGGGGUGGAGGGUUUUGUAACUGGAAUUCUGGAUCUGUUUCCUGGAAAGUACUACCAUCGCUACAAAAGGGAGAUCUCUGUGGCGAUAUGCUGUUUAUUGUGCUUCAUAAUCGACCUCUCUAUGGUGACGCAGGGAGGGAUGUACGUCUUCCAGCUGUUUGACUACUACUCAGCCAGUGGAAUGACUCUGCUGUGGCAAGCAUUCUGGGAAUGCAUAGUAGUUGCCUGGGUGUAUGGUGCUGACCGCUUCAUGGAUGAUGUAGCUCGUAUGAUUGGCUACCGGCCUUUCCCCUGGAUGAAGUGGUGCUGGUCCUUUAUAACUCCAUGUGUCUGCAUGGGCAUCUUCCUGUUCCACCUGGUGAACUACAAGCCGCUGACCUACAACAAUGUGUACGUUUACCCGUGGUGGGGCGAGGUGAUUGGCUGGUGUCUGGCUCUGUCCUCCAUGCUCUGCAUCCCCGUCAGCCUUCUCUACAAACUCUUCAGAGCCAAGGGAACCUUCAAAGAGCGCUGGGCCCACCUGACCAAUCCAGUGUGGGGGGCCCAUCACCUGGAGUACAUGGCCCCCGACAUCAAGUCCCUGACCUCGCUGUCCCCCGGCACUGACGACAACAAGGUCAUCAUCUUCGAGAGCGUCAUGUAGGCCGGACUGCAGCGAUCGCAGCUCUCCAUCCGUCCCACCUACGACAAGAUGGCCGACACCUCACCGCCACGCACCUCACCUUCAGAUUUACCUCCACCCUGCGCUAGAACUGUGGAAAUGAUUGACCAGCCGGCCUCCUGGGACCCACUGAUCGGUCGGACUCCUCAGCUCCUCCAAACGUCACCAUGCAGAACCAAAGCUAGGGAGAGUUUGGAGGGAAUAAGGGAACGAGGCAGCUCCUCCAGGAGGGUUUUUCUAACCACAGCAACAACAAAUGCUUCCUCUUUUCCAGAUUACAGCAAAUUUGUGAUUAAAAGUAGCAGAACACUGAGCUCUUUAACUGUAAAGAGCUUCGAUUCCUCCGCCUCUCAUGCAGAAAAUGUAAAUAUUAUUAUUAUUAUCCACUAUUUUUAGGACGAAAUGCAGAAUAUUUUCACAAAUCCUGGAGGAGCUGAAGGAGGUUUUCUUCCUGGUGGAGUCUCACUGUGUGAAACACGAAGAAGACGCUGCUGAACGUCUCCCAUCAAGCUUCCUCCAUCUUGGAUGAAGGCUAUCAAUGCAAUCUUGUCUUGGGUUGGGCGGGUUGAACAUGCAAACAUACCUGGUAGGCAGCCAUUACGCACACACUUCCUGUCACCAACAUCAUUAAACAUGAGUGCAGGGUCUCUGAUGCUCGAGCUUCUUGUAGCUCCGAGUCCAAAACUUUAUGGUACAAAUCUAAACCUGAGUGUCUGAAACCUGUGUCUGUGUAAUGGCUGUUUAUAGAGACAGAGUUCUAGACAGACAGACUGACUGACCCCCCCCACAAAAUUACCAGAGGUCAUUUGCGUCAUCACAGGACUAAAAAACAGUCAAGGAUGGUCGUCUCUUCAGUCCUGUCGUCAAAGGUGAGAAAAGAUGUAAAGUGGCUUUCCACCAAGGAGGAGACUCGGGUUCACUUCCUGUUGGAGGAACUCCAGUUUUAAGACAAUUGAGGAAACAAAAGGAAAAUUUUCGGGAGUUCUGCGAUCCUUUUCUCACCACGCGAGGAAGAGUUUGGCAACAGGACUGAAGCGUAAAAGAGGGCGAGCUCCUGCUGCGUAGCAACCAGCGGUCCCUGAAUGCACCAUGCUGACAGGAAGCCGAACUGAGCUCAGUGAGGCCUGAACGCAUCGUCAGACUGUCCUGCUCCACCGUACUCUCAUGCUGAGUUGAAGUAGCCUUGACUCUGAACGUCUUUAAACCUGUUGUGAGCACUUUAUGUGACACUUUGAUUGUUGAAGCCUGUUCUGGAUCUGCAUUCUGAAACCUGAUCAGGACUCAAGUCCAUGUUAAACUGAAACCGUGGUCCUGAUGUUUGAACAUAUCAGCGCAGCUCGUUUCUGUCAAUACUGUGAAUCACCAGCUCCUACUACUGAUCCCAGAACAGUCCCGACUCCUGAGCAGCAUGUGCUUCUUUGACCGCUGACCUCUGACCACUGACCUCAGAUCUGUUUUCGACAGUCACACCGAGGCUUGAAUCACUCUGGCAACAAUAGAUGUGAUGUUAGGAGGAAGGUUCCAGUGAGAGUUCAGUCACUGCUCAUUUCAGACCUCAUUCAAAAACUCAUUAACAGCGAUCCAUCACAGGUGGAGCCUGAAUCCGGACACCAGGGUCCGGUUUGCAACACAAGGUUCAACUUCCUCGUCCUCCCUGAAGCUUUCAACCACAACUCAUGGCCUUCCUCAGCCAAAUCUGCUUCAUCCUCCAAGCUCGAACCUUCAAACUGAAGGAUAACGAAACGGAUGACAAAACAGUCUCAACUUAAACUCCACUUGUUAGACCUGGAACUAGCAACGGAUUUGAUAACCGAUUGAUUGGCAAACCGUUUAUCAGUCAUGCCAAACAUGACCUCGCUUUAGCCUCUUAAAGGUGUAAUUUUAUGUGAUAUUAAGCUGAAUAUCUUUGGACAAAACGAGCAAUUUAAAGCAGGAAGUUGUUGUUUAACUACACUAUCGACUCAAUAACUCGUUCCAGAAUCUCAAAGGGACCCAAAAACAAAACAGAUUAAUCUGGCUGUCGUCGCAGCCUUACAACUGCCAACAUCACCUGUGGUGAUUUUAGGCUCUUCCUCCUGCCAGUCACGUCCAUCGGACCAAUCACAGACUCGUCCAGUUGUCCAAACAGAAAUCAAAAUCCAAUUUGAACAUUUACUCUGAACAACAACUAAAAGAAAGACAUCGAGUGACGAGCUGAAAAGCAUUUAGCAGAGACGGAACUCACACCGGAUCUGACCUUUAACCCUUUCAUGUUCUGUAUCGGACCUCCUCGUGCGGAGGUUCAGGCCCGUGUGAGAAUCAGGUCAAAGGUCAGGCUUCGUUCUGCGUCCCCGGGUCGACUGAAGUGCCAAAUGGAGCGAUACUCGCCCUGCAGGGCUGACCCAGACCAGGGCUCCAGACUGCCAAUAUCAACCAGUUCACUCUUCUGUCUGCCUCACCUCAUCGGUCUCAUUAACGCUGAGGUCCUCCCACCGAACAUCACGCUCCCCCCGAUCAGAUGAAGGUGCUCCUAGUUUUAAUCUCACAUCUCAGUUUUCUGCCUGAGUAUUUAGUGCCAGAAGUAUAAUUCUCAGAACCUGAAUGUUAAUUGGACAUUCCUGGGAUGGAGUAAAGUCUGUAACUUCAGAUUAAGAAGCUUUUUCACUGGAUAUCUUAAUUCACCAGGACCAAAUUUAACCUUAACUGAAUAACUGGUCCUAAAUGUCACCCCUACAGGUGGAUCCAUUCGUGGACCAGUCUCUCUCCAUCUGUGUUAGUUUUGGACUUGAACUCAGUUUGUAUGGAUGGACGCUGCUGCAUGUCAGCAUGCAGGCUGCAAAAGAUUUCAGCACUUUUCAAACUGUUCUGUCCAAGAAAAUCCAGAUUCUGUUCAGACGUUAGCACAAAACCGAGCCACUGAAGCUCCUCUAAGGAGAUAUUUAAAAGGUCAUUUUAAAGGGAUCCUUACCAGAAAUGUCUUAAUGUUAAAAAAAACAAUGACUGGCUGAUUUAUUGGAAUCAGAUUUUCUAAACUGUCAAAUGUAGGUAUUGAUAACAGCCCGGAGAACCCAGUAUAGACUGAGCUUUACCUGAACAACCAGCAGAGCCUCAGUGGGCUUCUGGGUAACGCUGCUCUACAGUUCCUGUUAUUGUGCUGGCACCGUAUUUGUUUGCAAGGCUGAGAAACGAUGAGUUGGAAUGACUUUAAGAACGAAUACUUACCUUCAGUCAGAUCAGCCGGUGGAGAGAUGAGAGCCGGAGGACUCAGCUUGAUGCCAAGCGUUGCCUUACGUCGUUGUCUUAACUCUAGAGCCCGUACGGUUGACUAGCCAAACCCAGAGCCCUACAGGACGUCCUGUGUACGGCUCUGGUUUAUAUUCCACCGAUCAGCAGUCUGCGGGGGCGUGUCUACAACUCUGUCUCCUAGCAACCACUCACCAUCAACCUGUCAUGGGGAAACAUAAUGAUUAGAAUGUAAAAAAUACUAAAACUACAUACAUUUGCACAUUGUUGUAAAAUAAUGUUGCUAGCACUUUUAAAACGAAUCGUGUUUUGUUUUACAUAUUGUAAAAUGAAUCAGAGAUUUAUUUUGUGGAGGCUUUUAUUUUGGUGAUACAUACAGUAUGACAGAUUAAUACAGUAUAUUGAAUAUGUGUGUUAUCUAUAUUUGAUGCAGUAUGUAAAUGUGAUGAUGAUGAUUUCUGGCUGAUUGUUCACGUUUAGCCGGCAAUCAUGAGCAACGCGGCAGAUGAAGCGACCACCUCGAGCUUCAGGCUACCUCACUUCACAUUCAACCUUUCAAAAUAAACUUUUAGCUUUUAUGCAAAUGUAUUGCCAGCAGCAUCAGCGGCGUCAGCUGCCAGCAGCAGGGGAUUAUGGGAAGUCUUUCUGGAAAUAUUUCCCUCCUCGACCUGUUCCAUGUUGCGGCUUAAAAGGCUCUCCAACACCAAUGAAAAUAUAAUCAACUGAAAAUCUGACACACACAGGAAGCUAAUUUAUGCAGUGAAUGGAAAACUGGCACCCAACUACAGAAACUUCUACAAAGUGAAAAACAGCCCCAUUUUUGUGGCUCUGCAUUGGUAAUGAAUUGACACUGUAUUAUAUUACACAGUUGGUGCUGUGAGCCUUUGAGUGGUGUCUGACCGGCUAACGUGAACAAGCAGCGAGGGGCGGGGCUUUUAUUUUGGCGGGUUUGCUGCGAUGCAGUGAUGUUAAGGCUGUCGAGGCUUCGUGUGGCUCUGAACACACUACGAAAGGGAAUUUUUUUUUUCUUUACCUUUUUGAUUUCUAAUUUUCAAAGUGCUCAAUAUUGAAGAGUUUAGUUUUUGAUGAUUUUAGACUUUUUUUUUUUCUCUCUGUGUGUUUUACUGAAUAUCAGUGUUUUUCCCUCAAACCCCCCACGGCUCAGACUCACAUUAUUAUUUCCAAGCAGAAGAAUCUGCUUGUCUCAUUUCCACAUUUUCUACAUGAUGGCAGAUGGUUAAAAUAAUCGACCUUUCUGUUUAACAGUGAAGCUAAAAACAUUUUGAAGGCUGAACGACUGCCGACUGUGACGCUGCCAAUAAGAAGGUUUGUGCUGUCUGAGAAGUUAACGUGAUGCUGAAACAGGCAGAAUGAACCGCUCACUACCAUCUGAACAGUAUGCAGUAGAACAGCUACCUCAUUAAGAUGAGUUGGUCCACCUGGACAGACCCUACACUACUACAACUACAUAUCCCAGCAGUCAGUGGGAGCUUCCAGACACCAAUCACAUCCACAGACAGAACAACACCUUGAUGAAACCACACCUGGUAAAUCAAUUAAUAUCAGGUGUAACCUCAUAUGGAGCAACCAAUCAGCGCAGUCUGAUUUUUCUGUUUCUUUAUAAUGUUAGAAAAACUGAAUUGGAUUUAAUUUAAGCUGAGAACCAGACCUGAAUCUGGUUUCCUGUUUCACAGCCAAUCAGAGCCUCUGGCUCUAAGACGGACCAGGCGAGCCAAUGAAAUAUUAACACCACAGGGUGAUGUCAUAUCAGGCAUAUGAGUGGUUUCUGACAUGUAGACGUGUUCAUGUCACAUGUUCAAAGUGAAAUUCUCUUUCAGUCUUUGUGAAAUGUUUGAUUCCACCUUCAAUGAAUCAGCUUGUAGCGCCUUUAAGAUGAGGAUGAAAUGAUCAGUUUCAUGAAUCACUGACAGUUAAUUGGUCAAACAAAGAGCUCAGACCAAUGAAUGACGAGAUGUUCAUUAGUUGCAGCUCUCCAGUGGAGCUGAUGCUGAUUGGCUGGUCUGGAGGCUCACGGUUCAGAGAUUAUUUCCACAGAACUGUUCAAAGCGUCGCAUCAGAGAUCAAAUGUUGUCGCGGAGGUCACAUGUGACUCGAGCGCCACUGAUAACUUGUUAUUUCACUAAUACGACUAACCUGAGGCGAGAUUUUAUAGAUACUGAUCAAACUGACAUGUGAACAGUAGAAUCUUUUUUUUUUUAAUCAAAGUUGAAUCAUUGCUGUUUUUUAAUGUCUCAUCUGUGGACCGGAGCCUGGGAGGGUCAGAGGGCAAAAAAGUACAAAGUGCAGCCAUUUACGGCAAAAAGAAAAAGAUGAAAAAACAACUUGAAAAAAUGAAAAUGUACAUUACCAAACUCUGAUGUUGUUUCAUGUCAUUGUCUUUGUGCUCUUCAGCCAAAAAAAAACAAGAAAAACAGCUUGUUGUGACAGAGUCUUUGAUCUAAAAGUUCAUCGAGCCCAACAGGAAGUCAAUUAACGAACAAACUGCAGCAGAACAACACGUUCGCCUGCAGGUGCUGAGGCCUGUGCAGUCUGCCUGUCUGUCUGCCUGUCUCUCUCUCUGUCUUUGCCUGUCUCUGUCUGUCUGUCUCUCUCUGUCUCUGUGUCUGUCUGUCUGUCUUCAGGCUUCGAUGAUUGAUUCUGUCCAACAAGCUUCACCGUCAGCUGGUUUCCUUCAGCAGAGAGCGCCUGUUACCCAAAAACCUCCUUGAGUCUGUUUCCCUGAAAACCUCCUGCUGUUCUCAGACCAGCACAGAGUGGACUCUCACUUCUUUAGUCCACAGUUUUGAAGUAAUUUAAACUCUUAUUUUAUUUUACUGUAGAUGAUCUUGUUUUUUAGAUAUUUUUUGAAAAAUACUGUCAAUGAUUUUAUAGCCAAAAACAUUGCCAAAGUGUUUUUUUUAACCUCCAAAAACAGAAGACAGAAAGGGAAGAAAGAUGAUUUUGUGUUCUUGUUUGAUUUCUUUUCUUGACUCAACAGGCUGGUUUUAUUGGCACGAUAUGUAACUGGUGCUCCAGAAAAACAAUCCAAAUCUUUCAUCAUGAUAUGAAAUGACCUUCUUACCUUCAAGUUUUUGGGAAGCUGACCUGAGGUCGGAUGUUGUAGCAGUGGAAGCAGCGGGGGGCGCUCUCCUCCGGUGGGAAACCCCAUCGUGUUUGGGCUGGAAACAGGAUGCAUUCCAUUUCUGAAGAGGUUCCUGUCGUGUUAACUGUCUCAGAGUGUGGAUGACAUCAUUAAAGGCAGUCUCAAAACAAUAUGGCUCUUUAAUGAAAAGUAAAACAUCAUCAGCAAACAUGCUGAACAACGCUAACGCUAACACAGUUUUUAGCUGCAAUUUGUGUCAAAUAACUGAUUCAUGACUCUGAAAUGUGACAUGAAACACGUGUUCUCCUGUUCAGUGUGAAUCGUCCAGAAUAAACGGCCAUAAAUUCACUCAGAAAUCACAGGAAAAAAAAAAACUCUGCAGAACUUCCCUGAGCAUCUUCACGUUUUUAAGUUUCUUCAGUGUCACAGUGAUGAACACGCUGCUAACAGGAGCUGCUAACAGCUAAUUCAGCAGUCUGUUAAUGGAGAUAGUUUGACUCAAUGUAAAAAUUUGACUAAAUUUGUUGCAUCGGAAACUGAAUCUGUCUCUAAUCUGACUCUAUUCCAGAUUUUACAACAAACUUUAUCUUCACGUUGUUUCACUGCGAUGCUUAAACUAAGAUGCGUUGUGAUCACAUUAUCUCAAAGUUCAGUCCUGUCUGUGUUUCCAGCCCAACCUGAGCUACACUCAUCCAGCGUCGGCCAUUUUAUUGUAACUGUGUCUCUGUGACUUCCUGUGAACCGCAGUCUUCCAUCCAUAACCGUAGACUAGACAAUCGAGUAGGCGAUAAGUAGCUUCAUUAAUUAAUAGCUGUGUUAACGAUAGUAAUGACACUCGGGGCUCGACGUUAACGAGUCACCAGCCAAAAACUCUCUGAGUCGAUGAUGAAAGAGUUAACUCGGAGCCCUGAUGAUGUCACUUGUGUUUCAUUGACCUUUGACCCCUGUGCGGGUUUCCAUGCUGUAAGCCACUGUGAUCACUGUGCUCAUUGACCACCAACUAAACCAACGGCAAU
Messenger RNA from Chelmon rostratus (copperband butterflyfish), 10533 nucleotides. RefSeq names its product solute carrier family 6 member 8 (gene slc6a8). The coding region runs from base 1165 to 3174 and encodes 669 amino acids. Lineage: Eukaryota; Metazoa; Chordata; Actinopteri; Chaetodontiformes; Chaetodontidae. Gene Ontology annotation, biological process: sodium ion transmembrane transport. The record is from RefSeq and is a predicted model, not a curated record. Gene Ontology annotation, cellular component: membrane. The transcript is spliced from 13 exons.